Molecule: messenger RNA, 3446 nt
Organism: Alligator sinensis (Chinese alligator)
Lineage: Eukaryota; Metazoa; Chordata; Crocodylia; Alligatoridae
Gene: CDIN1
Product: chromosome unknown C15orf41 homolog
Exons: 11
Coding region: 183-806 (207 amino acids)
Biological process (GO): erythrocyte differentiation
Cellular component (GO): cytoplasm; nucleus
Source: RefSeq, a predicted model, not a curated record
AGUCCACUCUGCUGAGCAUCUUCUCCCAGGAGUACCAGAAACAAAUCAAAAGAACACAUGCCAAACAUCACACUGCUGAGGCUAUUGAAACUUACUAUCAAAGGUUUUUUUAGUUCCAUUGACUUCUGUAGACAUCUGUGACAUAAUUGGGGCAUACUGAUAACUGGUACCGGAGUAGGGUGAUGAAAAAUGCAGCUGCCCCUGUAUUAUUGGAGCUAGCCAAUGAGGUGGACUUUGCACCAUCAUUGAUGGCUCGAAUUGUGCUGGAAAGAUUUUUACAAGAACAGGAGCAAGGUAUCCCAUCCAAGACUCUUAUAAACAGUAUGUUACGGGACCCUUCUCAGAUUCCAGAUGGAGUUCUAGCAAAUCAGGUCUAUCAGUGUACUGUGAAUGACUGUUGUUAUGGACCACUGGUGGACUGCAUCAAACAUGCUAUUGGACACGAACAUGAAGUCUUGCUACGAGAAAUGCUUCUGAAGAAAAAUCUCUCUUUCCUAGCUGAAGAUCAGCUUCGUGCAAAGGGUUAUGACAAAACACCAGACUUUAUUUUGGAAGUGCCAGUAGCUGUUGAAGGCCACAUAAUUCACUGGAUUGAAAGUAAAGCUUCAUUUGGUGAUGAAAGCAGCCACCAGUCAUACCUUCAGGACCAAUUCUGGAGCUACUGGAAUAGAUUUGGUCCUGGAUUAGUCAUCUAUUGGUAUGGUUUUAUUGAAGAGCUAGACUGUCAUCGGGAACGCGGUAUCCUGCUAAAAGACUGUUUUCCUACUGACAUUGUAACACUGCGACGCAGCAUGGCUCAACACUGAUGCUGGAAGAGAAGUUGGGAAGAAGAGGUGAAUCCGGAAGCAAUUUUACUUUCCUGCAGUGUAAACUACUGGCAACAUUCUGCCCUGAACUUCAGCUGAACUCUUGCUGCCCCUGAUCACACUACUACCUCUUUAGACAAACAUAUCAAGAGUUUCUGCUUUGCUUCAGACCUCUGUUGUUGUGAGCAGCCAAAAACUACAGACACAACCCACUCAUUAUCAGCUUUCUGUCUCUGUUGAACAGUUAGUUUACAGAUAGUCAUAAUCUUUUUUUUCCUUCCGGAUGGCUUCUCCUAGGGUUCUUAACAAAAGGAAGAAUGUGGAGGCUGAAAGGUGCGACUUACUGUUCUCCUCCCUGUGUUAUGAAGUCACCUUAGAAAAAGCCCUUCUAUUAUUCCAUUCGCAACCUUAUUUCAAGUGUUAAAGAUCCAGCUCAAAGAUGCACAUAAGCCACAAAAUCUGGUUAUGGCUGUAACUCCAUAUUUUACACAAAUAUUGUACCCGUUUAGUGCAGUUUAUAUACUCAGGGAGAACAUCUCUAUCAUCUUGUUUAAAUUCUGAAUUUCCUGGCUUCUGUGCCAUCAAGCCAGACUGUUAUCACUAUUUUAGUAUAAUGGUUGGUGUAUGAACUACCUUAGUUUGUAAGGUUGCUUUAAUUAAAAAAAAAAAAUCUGAACUUAAUUUUUUUAAAUGUUUUUUACAACCCCUCCCCCCCCCCCCCCACACACACACACACACAAAUCUGUCUUGUGUUUCCCUAUUUGGGAAAUUCUGUGGCAGUAGCUUGUAAAUGUGACUCUUUAUGCCUUAAAAUUUGAGGGAACACAUUGUCUUUUUUCAGCUUUUAACUUUUUCUAGAGAACUAUAGGUAAGGAUCUUUUCCUUAAUUGAUGGUAGACAGAUAAUUUGUCUGGAGCUUUUUCAGCAAUAUGAUAUGCAGUUUCCUGGCAUGUGCAAGUCUAAAUCCAAAAGAACCAUGUUCAGGAAUUUUCCACUGAAGUGACCUGUUCAGAGAAUAGUUUAGAGUUCAAGAAGGGGAACCAAAAUGAUAAACAGUGUUUCCUACUGGACCAGUUCCUGGGUUGAGGAACUCAUCUAAAUGAACACCCAUCUCCUGAAUGCUAUUAUUUCAGCGUCUUUCCUUCCUUCUGGGAUUGCCAAGGUUGGAGGUGGUGGCCUACUCCCACUUUCUUUGAAAUUGUGAAGACUCCUUUCUCAACUCUUCUCACAGAGGAAGCUAGUGUUCAACUCCAAUUUGGCUCUCCCACCUACAAGUUUGUCAGGCACUGCAUCCUUUAGGGCCUAUGGCCUCUUAAAAACUUGUUUCUAGUCAUCCAAUGAUGAACAAAAUCUUUUAGAAAGCUGGGAGAGGGAGCAUGUGUGCUUGCUGUUCCUGCAUUAGUCAGCCCCAGAAUCAAACAGAACUGUAGGCUCUAUGUUGAGAAGCUUGUCUUCAGCAGUGGUAGCAUUCAGAAACUGAUAGAGAAGCUGUUUUGCAUCCAAGAGAUUUUGAAAUUGUGUACAGAAUUUUAAUCUACAAUAAGAUGGGCAGGCAAUAAGUAUUAAACCAGCAUGAAUCCCGCACAUCCAGUUUUGACAUCUGUAACUUUGGAACAAUUCUACAACCUUAAAUUUCAAAUCUCAAUUUUACUCUCAACUUUCUGCCAUGAUUCAGCCUUAAGCUCAUUUAUAAUGCUACAUGCUAUAAUUUAUAAUGCUAUAAUGCUAAUAUGAAAUAUCUUCAUUGUUUUAUUCCUAUGAAAUAGCUUUAAUAUGUUUUGUUAUGGAGACAUACUUGCAGUGUACCUUGAGUUAGCUGUGCGACAAAGAUUGUUUUAUUAUCUUUGUAUGUGUUAAUUUAGAAAGAAAAAAGAUCCCUUUAUUCAAACACCUGUAACUCGUUUAUGUUAAACUAUUUAAAGUAUUGCACUUGUUUUAUUUUUACCUGACAGGCUUUAUGGAUCUUCACAUAAAGAUACGCAAAAACAGUCUGUAGAGUGUACCUUCCUGAUGCUGCACAGAAGCAGCAUUUAGGGUGUUACUGCCCCUGAGACUUAUAAUUCUGGUUUAGGUUAGUGGCAUGUGUAAAACCAAGAACAGAAUAAAGAAGUAGAAAUAAUAGAACAUUUUCCAGUAGAAAACUCUAAAUUAAUGAUUGUCUAAGUGAAAUAGGUUUAAGGGCAAAACUAAAUUUGCUUUAGCUAAUGCAUAUGCUUUCUGUUGUAUGAAAUCAUUUAAAUCAGUCUUUAUAUGAGAAACAAGCAUGGCUUUUCUUUUUGAAUAAAUUAAAUUUAUCUGCACAGAUGUUGAAAAUUCUGCUCAACCCCCAUCAAAGCUUUGGUUUAUUUGUCUUUACAUUAAAUAAAUUUAUGUGGAGGGUGCACAAAUAAAUAAGGUUAUGCUUGUAUUUGUUUGUUUAUUCCUGUACCCCACGCUGUGAUAUAACAGGUUGGAAGGUAAUUUUGGCAUCCUUAAUCAAAGCAUGGUCCUUGUCUUCAUGUAUAGCCUCUUUUAAAAUCUUUGUAUUGAAAUGAGGAUGAAACAUGCCAUAAAAAUGUAUGUACUAUACUAAUUUUAGUUCCUUGUACUUCUUGAACAAGCCUUGCCAUCACAAAAAUUAUCAUACAUUAUGUCACUAUU